Lodderomyces oxycetoniae is the source of this 1884-nucleotide messenger RNA. RefSeq names its product phosphate-sensing transcription factor (gene PHO4). The transcript has a single exon. The record is from RefSeq and is a predicted model, not a curated record. Gene Ontology annotation, molecular function: protein dimerization activity. The coding region runs from base 1 to 1884 and encodes 627 amino acids. NCBI's taxonomy places the organism in Eukaryota, Fungi, Ascomycota, Pichiomycetes, Serinales, Debaryomycetaceae.
AUGGAGCUGCAGGUUUGGAACUCGACGUUUUCUCCAGAUAACCAAAUAAAUAUAAAUGGGUCACCAACUGGGAACACUCCUAAUAAAUCGCCAUAUUAUCCAGAUAUAGACCAUCAUGGUACUAUUUCUAGUCAAGUUUCAAAUAGUACUCAAUCUCAUCAGAAUCCUUCAAGCCAUUCAACUCCAGCUGGGAUCAAUAAUGGUUCUCACAUCAAUAGCCAAUUAGCUUCUCAUCAUAUAAGUGCAAAUACUCCUAAUUAUAGCGAGUCGGAACAGAUGUUUUUGAAUAUUGAACAAAACUUGUAUGAACAACAGCAACAGGAACACCACCACCAUCACCAUCACCAUCAUCAUCACCCAAUCACUCAAUCACUACCACCAACACAACAACAACAAGAACAACAACAUCAUCAACAUCAUCAACAUCAUCAACAACAUCAACAACAUCAACAACAAGAACAACAUCAACUACAUCAACAAUUUGAAUUUGGACUUGAAAACCUAAACUUCAUCAUGCCUGAAGAAUUGAAUUUUGAUGACCCAAACAAUAUGUCAUCAGCAUUCCCACCAGAUAUUUCCACAGACCAAACACCAAGUUUAUUAGCAGUUAAUGCUUUGAAGAAAAGCGAAUUAUCUUCAAACAAUCCUCAAGGAUUUGCAUCUCCCAUUUUACCGGGACAAAAUGAACAGCUGUAUAAUCACGAACAUUACUAUCACAGUCAAAAUUCAUCUACAAAAAUAUUUACUCAAAACAGUACUCAUGUUUUGCAAGAACCGCAACAACAUGUUAGACCAGAUGCUGUUUUCACUCCUUUAGUGAGUCCCGCUGUAACACCUUUGGAUAAGGGAGCAACAGGAGCAUCAUUUUCACAACAACACAAACAAAAACACCAACACCAGCAUCUUCAAUCACCUGUAAAUAUCAAUUUUGAGCCGCUUACAUCACCAGCAUUAAACGCUCAGGUAUCCUCAAACAAUAAUAGAAAUAACAAUGAUAACAGCAGUAAUAAUGAUAAUACUAUCAAUAAUAUCAAUAACAACAAUAAUAUCAAUAACAACAAUAAUAUCAAUAAUACCAAUAACAACAAUAAUAUCAAUAAUAACAAUAAUAACAACAGUAUUAAUGAUAAGAGGAGAACAUCUAGUUCGGUUUAUGCACCUUCUUCGGAAGAUCAAAAGCCCAACAAGAGAAGAACCCCUCACAGUACACCUGUUUUGGUGGCAAAUAACAAGAACUACACAUCCCCAUCAGUAAAACCUAAACUAGUCAGUUCGCAAUCUUACUCCGAACACGCACAUGAAAAACUACCGGAAACAUUAAUGGGUGAUGCAUACGGAAACAAGUCCGAUUUGGGAGAUAUGCUCCCACCAGUGAGGAAACCGCUAGAUAUAAAUAAUACCCCCUUGAUGGGAUUUACCAUGGGGAAACUAGCAGAAGUAGAACAAAAGGUGCAAUUAGAACAACAACAGCAACAGCAACAGCAACAACUGCUGCUGCUGCUGCUGCUGCAAAAGAAUUCCAACAGUCCGCCGCAACUCAAAACCAGAAAAAGAUCAAACUCUAGAAAACUAUCAAUAAAAUCCACGUCCAAACCAUUGUCCUCAUCGUCGCUGGAAACAAAUUCAAACUCUUCAUCUCCUAAACUCACCAAGAAACCAGAGAAACUAGCAACCAAGAAAGCAUCGCAUAAAUUAGCCGAGCAGGGACGACGAAAUAGAAUGAAUACCGCCGUGGCGGAACUAGCAUCUUUGAUUCCUCAGGUGUACCAUGAUGAAGUGGCUAUACCGUCUAAGGCAACAACGGUUGAGUUGGCAUCUAAGUAUAUAAAGAGUUUGGUUAGUGAAAUUGAACAAUUGAAAGGUAAAGAGGAGAGUAGGGAAUAG